This is a messenger RNA of Kwoniella botswanensis, 3315 nucleotides long. RefSeq lists its product as uncharacterized. The coding region runs from base 1 to 3315 and encodes 1104 amino acids. NCBI's taxonomy places the organism in Eukaryota, Fungi, Basidiomycota, Tremellomycetes, Tremellales, Cryptococcaceae. The record is from RefSeq and is a predicted model, not a curated record. The transcript is spliced from 3 exons. Gene Ontology annotation, cellular component: cell septum; cytoplasm. Gene Ontology annotation, biological process: positive regulation of G2/M transition of mitotic cell cycle; establishment of cell polarity.
AUGCCUUCAGAGGUAUCUGACCAGGAGAUCGAGAGGGAGAUAAAUACCUUGAGGAAUCUUCGACGAAGAUCUAUAACAUCUGCUGGACCAGGGGAAUUACCAUUAGAUCCAGACCUACCACCUCCAUCACCUAGUUCUCGACCUGAAUCAUCCGGUUCAUUAUACGAUACCAAUGACGAUAUCACCUUAUCUACACCUGAUGGACUGAGCGGUGAAGAUGCAGGUCUGUUCUGGGUCCCAGCACAUUUGCAUCCUGAACUUGCUCCGGGAGAGUUUCGAGCAUUCUUAAAAUCGCAUACUCAUCCUGAUCCGACGCAUGCCGAUGCCGCUGAAGCUGCUGAAGCGCCCGGACUGAGUAGAAGUCCGAGUUGGUUAUCUCGUAAUCCCAGUCGAAGAGGAUCAGAGGGGUUGGGUAGGAAAAGAUCAAUGUUGAGUAGACAAUAUCAACCUAAACCAGGAGAUAAUGUUGAAAACGAAGCUCCACCUUUACCUACCAGAAGACCGGCGAGUAUAUAUGGUGGAAGAUCAGGUGAAAAGGGAUUGACAUUGAAUGAUCUACAGAAAUUAGAGGAAUUGGUGGAUGAGGCGGAUGAGGUGGAAGAUGAUCCGGAAGCGAUGAGGACUCUGUUGAGGAGGAGUUUGAGUAUGAAUGUUGCUCCUGGAUUCCUCCAAGAUGACAUACCUCAAGGCGGUGAUACCGAUGAUGCUCCCCUCAUACCUUCACGACCAGGAUCAAUUCUACGUCGUUCGGCACGUACCAAGAUCAGAGGGAAAGCAAGCUUAUCAGGUGAUGGAGGAGGACAUCGAUUCGCGGCUACGAGGAAAGGUAGAAUGACCGCUGCACCACAGCGAGAGUUACCCGUCUUUGAUGAUGAGUUCGAUUAUUCCGAUAGAGUUAAGAAAUCAAGUACGGGUACAACAUCUAGUAUGGGAGGUAGCGAUGAUUCACAUGGAAACGAAGAUAAGGAAGUAUUCCACGAUUCGGUACAACACUUAGAAGAAAGAAGAGGAUCGGAUGAAUCAACGGAUGAAGCUCACAUAUUCGAUGCGUACGCUAGAGAUUCAAGAUCCAGCUCGAUGUCAUCUUCUUCACGAGAUCAUUCCACUUCACCUAGUCCUGAACCUUCUCCUCCUGGGAAGAAGCUUUCUUUACCGCCCGUGAUAACGACUUCACCCUAUCAACAGGACGGAGAUUGGUUUGCGUCGGAACAUGAUCAUGAUAGAACGCCUACACAGGAGACUGUCAGAGAUCCUUUAGCUGGUGUGAGGAGAACCUCGCCUGGCGCAGAAAUGCAACUGGAAAGACCGGCUAUACCCUCUCUGGUCACCUCUGGACCUAAUUUACAAGUACCGGAAGAAACCUCGAUCACUUCACCUCAACAGCAUGCAUCCCAGUACGAUCUCCCACCAGGCAUGGCUCCCCCCGCGCAGCGCUCAUCUCUCCCACCUGGCAUGGCCUUGCAACAGCAGCAAGAGCAAAAACAGCAAGCGCAACCAGCGCCGCAGCCUGUCGAUCAAAAGAUGACGCCCGUGAAUAUCGAAACACCUAAUCUCGCUCGUACAGAUUCAGGAGUCUCGUCUGCAUCGUCGACUGUCAGCAAGGAGAAGGAAAAGCAGAAGAAAGGUGGAUUGUUCGGCAAAAAGGACAAGAAGGAUAAGGAUGGUAAGGGUAAGAAAGAUAAAGAUAGAUUUCUCGGAUCGUUAUUUGGAGGGAAGAAAAAGCAAGAAGAGAUAUCAUCAGUUGCCAACUUUUCGUCUGCUGGUCCUGCAGCAGCAGCUGCUCUGCUCGGUUCAUCCAAAUCAGCUAAAUCACUUGGAGUUCCCCCUUCUCCUUCGCCUACUUCACCUGGCUUCUCCAGCUACGCCCGGUAUCCUAUCCACGUAGAAAGGGCUGUUUACCGGCUGAGUCACAUCAAGCUUGCCAAUGCUAGAAGACCGUUGUACGAGCAGGUUUUGAUUUCCAAUCUCAUGUUCUGGUACCUUGGUGUGAUUGGUCGGAACGUUACCGAAGAGAAGAAGACAGCUUCGACCACUGAUCCCGAGAAAUCGAAAGAUGAAGUCAAAGCUCCGGUCAAAGGUACACCUCCCAAACCAGCUGAUUCAGGAUCGGCUGGGAAACCUUUGCCCCGGACCAACCCUGUCGAGUCUCCUGCUCCUACGCCUGCUCUUCCUCCAGUCGUUACCCCCGCUUCGACAAAAAAGAACAGUCUAUCUAAACCUGAGAGAGCGAGAGAUGGUAGAAAUAACGAAGCGCCGAUGCGUGCUCCUUCAUACGGUAUGCAGAAUGCUCAAGUCGACCAUGAGAUGCGAUCGCAGCCGGUCAAUAAACAAUCUCCACCACCUCGUCCGCCUUCGCAACAAUCGAUCCCUCCGCCUUCUCAAAACUACAGUCCUCACCAACAAUCUCCACGACCAUUACCACAAAAUGCUCCUCAAAGAGCAAUGUCUCAACCUCCACCCGCAGGACCUGGACCACGCUCACCCAUUGAAGGGUAUCAUCCUCAACAACAACACCGUCCCCCUGCCAACAUACGCGGUCCGCCAGGCGGUGUACCCCAAUCAUCCUUCGGUCCUCCACCUCAAAGUAAUGGCUCGCCCAUUCUCACUGGUCUAGAUGAGAGACGUGAUACUCGACAGAGAACAAUGUCGAACCCUACUCAUCCCCAUCCCUUACCGCCUCCUGGACCUAAUUCCGGCGGAAUGCGCAGAGUAGUGACUGAUGGUAGAGGUCCACCGGAGGGCCAAGGUCAAGGGCAGGUCCGACCAUUAUAUCCCCAACAUUCUGGACCUCAACCUGGUCAAAUAUUCCAUCAUCCAGGAUCGAACGGUGGACCCGCUUCGCCAUUCCCUCAACGACCCAACCCUACUUCACCUGGACCUCAACCUGGCCAAUUGUUCUCUCAACCUCAACCUGGACAGUUAUUCCAACAUCCCCCUCAGGGUCAGAGACCACCACCUCAACAUCAGGGAUAUGGCGGACCUGGUCCAGGUCAAAGACCUUUACCUCCUCCUGGAGGAUUACCUCCUCAGCAGCAGGGGAACUGGGAACCUCCUCAGAGAUUACCACCUGGUGCUGGAUCACCACAAGGAUACAACAAUCGACCACCACCCAAUGGAAUUGGAGCCAAUGGUCCAGGGUAUGAUCCAAGAAGAGGUCCACCAGGCCAACCUGGCCCAGGUCCACAACAACUGUAUAGCCCGCAACAGGCUUUCUACGGUCAACAUCCUCAUCCUCCACCGCCCAGACCUCAGAGUCAGCCGCAGGUGGGGCAGGUUUAUGGCUAUCAGGGUGGGGGGUAUGCACAUCAUCGGUAG